UUCAAAAAUUAGAAGGGAAAAAAUGGAUUUUUACGCAUACCCAUCUCGUUUUUCAGUGUCUUCAUCGUCUUUGUUUGGAGAUUUCGUCGAAAAGAUCAAAUUUUCUUGCAAUUUCGCUGUUUCUGUCAUCAUUGGGAAUAUUUUCUCUGCGAUUUUAACCUUCUUCUUUGCAUUAGUGGGCACCUUGUUAGGGGCCAUGACAGGGGCUUUGAUCGGACAAGAAACAGAGAGUGGGUUCGUUCGGGGCGCUGCAAUUGGGGCCAUCUCCGGUGCAGUUUUCUCGAUCGAAGUCUUCGAGUCGUCUCUGGUUCUUUGGCAGUCUGAUGAAUCCAGGAUCGGUUGCUUGCUUUACUUGAUUGAUGUCAUUGCAAGCCUUCUAAGUGGGAGGCUUGUCCGAGAACGAAUCGGUCCGGCGAUGCUGAGCGCGGUCCAAAGUCAGAUGGGAGCUGCUGAAACAAAUUUUGAGGAUUUCCAGAACAUAUUCGACAUUGGUGGUACCAAAGGAUUGGCUGGAGAUUUGGUUGAAAAGAUCCCAAAGAUCAAAAUUACAAACAACAACAAUGUAGACGCUUCCGGGGAGAAAGUUUCAUGUUCCGUUUGCCUUCAGGACUUUCAGCUCGGAGAAACGGUCCGGAGCUUGCCACAGUGCCAUCACAUGUUCCACUUGCCUUGCAUAGAUAAGUGGCUUAUCAGCCAUGGUUCUUGUCCAUUGUGCAGAAGGGAUCUGUAACCUCGUUAUUUUUUUAAAAUUGUAGAAUAGUUCCUCAUAGUUUAUUUUAUACUUAUGUUACU
Molecule: messenger RNA, 792 nt
Organism: Hibiscus syriacus
Lineage: Eukaryota; Viridiplantae; Streptophyta; Magnoliopsida; Malvales; Malvaceae
Product: NEP1-interacting protein 1-like
Exons: 5
Coding region: 23-730 (235 amino acids)
Source: RefSeq, a predicted model, not a curated record